AUCAACGCGACAGUCGGAGACGCUGCGGAUGUGAUUCGGUGCUGGUGCAGUAAGUAAGUCAGCUAUUGCCACUUUGCUUUCCUCUCUUUGUCAUUGUACUUGUGCCGUGAAUGCAUCGAGUGCUCCGUCUGCCAGGACGACCUGCCAUCACAGCACAUCUCCAUCGAACAGCAGCAGCGACCAUGGCGAGUCUCACGCCCCCGCAUCCGCCCGCCGACCAAAAGACCUUCUCGAUUCGCGAUCUGCCCAAGAGCAACAACUUCACUUCGANNCUCCCUGCCGAUGGCGAAUAUCCAACCCCCGCCGACUCACACAAGGCCGAGAGGACUAAGCUUGGUCCUCGACUGGUCAAGAAUGCAGCGUAUACCUUUGUACGACCCGAUCCCUUUAAGCAGUCCGAACUAGUCGCUGUGUCGAAAGCAGCGCUCAGAGACUUGGCAAUAGACCCGGCGUCCGUCCAGACGGAUGAUUUCAAGAAGACGGUCGCCGGCGAACAGAUCAUAACCUUGAACGGCGACGAGCCAGGCGAGAAGGACAUUUAUCCUUGGGCGCAGUGCUACGGAGGCUACCAGUUUGGCUCGUGGGCAGGUCAACUUGGGGAUGGACGAGCCAUUUCGCUGUUUGAGACUACAAAUCCUACAACCGACAGACGAUAUGAGAUUCAGCUGAAGGGCGCCGGCAAGACUCCGUACUCACGCUUUGCAGAUGGCAAGGCUGUGGUACGGAGCAGUAUUCGAGAGUUCGUGGUGAGCGAGUCCUUGAACGCUUUGGGCAUUCCGACCACUCGCGCCUUGAGCUUGACUUUGGGCCCGGAAGAGAAGGUCCGACGUGAGACCACAGAGCCUGCAGCAAUAGUGGCGCGAUUUGCAGAGAGCUGGAUCCGCUUUGGCACAUUUGACCUUCCGCGAUCAAGAGGUGACCGAGACAUGUUGAGGAAGUUGGCUGAUUAUGUCGCCGAAGAUGUAUUUGGUGGCUGGCAGAACCUGCCUGGGCGCGUAUCGACCACAGAAGAGAAGGACGUCGUGGAAGUUAGUCGAGGCGUAUCCAGGGACGAGAUACAGGGCGAAAACGAGCUGGCUGAGAACCGCUACACACGACUGUUCAGGGAAGUCGCUCGUCGCAACGCAAAGACAGUUGCAGCGUGGCAAGCUUAUGGUUUCAUGAACGGCGUGCUCAACACGGACAACACAUCUAUCUUUGGUCUCUCGAUAGACUUCGGGCCUUUUGCAUUCCUCGACAACUUCGAUCCCAACUACACACCUAAUCAUGACGACCACAUGCUUCGCUACUCGUACAAGAACCAACCAAGCAUUAUUUGGUGGAACCACGUCCGCCUCGCAGAAGCGCUGGGCGAACUUAUUGGCGCUGGCCCUUGGGUCGAUGACGAGGAAUUUGCGACUCAGGGUGUGCGCAAAGAUCGUGCAGACGAGCUCGUCAAGCGUGCCGAGACUGUCAUCGACCGUGUCGGCGAGGAGUACAAGGCUGUGUUCAUGGCCGAAUACAAGCGUCUGAUGACAGCUCGCCUCGGUCUCAAACAGAGCAAAGAAAGUGAUUUCAAGGAACUGUACUCCGAGUUGCUCGACACUCUCGAAGCUUUAGAGCUUGACUUCAACCACACGUUCCGACGCUUGAGCAACAUCAGCAUGGUUGACAUUGAUACGCACGAUAAAGCCAAGGAAGUCGCAAGUCGUUUCUUCCACCAUGAGGGCCUUGGCGGGCUCGUCAGUGUGAAUGAGGAUCAGGCACGAGACCGUGUGGCAAAGUGGCUAGGCGAAUGGCGCAAGAGAGUACUCGAAGACUGGCCUAGCUCGGAAGAAGCGCGUGUGGAGCGCAUUGCAGCAAUGAAGGCCGUGAACCCCAAUUUCGUUCCGAGGUCGUGGAUAUUGGAUGAGGUGAUCACUGAGGUUGAAAAGAAGGGCAACCGAGAGAUCCUGGAUCGGGUCAUGACUAUGGCGCUUGAUCCGUUUGCCGAUAGAUGGGAGGGAGACAAGGAGGAGCAAGAUCGAUUUACUGGUGAUGUCCCAAGAUAUCAGAGAGCAAUGCAAUGCUCAUGUAGCUCAUAGGAUGUUGGCUGGUUCGUAUAAUAAAUUCACAUAAUGGAUUAUCUGCCUCCGAACAGGAGCUCCAAUAUAGCUGGAGCCCGCGGAUUGACGGAGCUUGACCAGAGCUAUUGCCGAAUUGCGCUAUUGAGCUCUUUACCUCACUCGUCUGUGUGCCUACCACUCUGCCACAUUCCCAUGAACUCCACGAUAGCAAUGGA
Cercospora beticola is the source of this 2260-nucleotide messenger RNA. RefSeq names its product Fmp40p (gene FMP40). The record is from RefSeq and is a predicted model, not a curated record. NCBI's taxonomy places the organism in Eukaryota, Fungi, Ascomycota, Dothideomycetes, Mycosphaerellales, Mycosphaerellaceae. Gene Ontology annotation, molecular function: AMPylase activity. Gene Ontology annotation, cellular component: mitochondrion. Gene Ontology annotation, biological process: protein adenylylation.